AUGAGCGCCUUGAGACCCGGGACCGGGGCUCUCUCCUCGCCGCGGAGAGGGUCCGGGUCGUGGCGGUGCUGCUGCUGGUGGUGGUGGGCUGUGGUCGUCGGGGCGGUGGUGGUGGGCUCGGGUGAUCCGCGGAUGUCCGCGGAGGCAUGCCCGUCGUCUUGCUCCUGCAGCAGCACCAGGAUCUCCUGCGUGGACCCGGAGCGGGACAUCAACGCGUUCCCCGUCCUGCAGAGCGAGGCGGAGAUGGAGAACAUCACCGACAUCUACAUCGCCAACCAGAGCAGCUUCUCCUCAAUCAACGACAAAGACCUGCACUACUACAAGAAUCUCAGGAACCUAACGGUGACCAACAGCAGGCUAACGUAUGUAUCAAAGCUGGCCUUUCAAAACAACAUCAAGCUGCAGUACCUGAAUCUGAAAGAUAACAACCUGUCAUCGCUGUCCUGGAGGAUAUUCAGACACCUCAACAUCUCUUAUCUGAUCCUGUCAGGGAACCCUCUGCACUGCUCCUGUGAGAACAUGUGGAUCAAGCUGUGGUUAGGAGAGGAAGCUGACACUCAGGAGCUGCGCUGCAUUGAGGAUGGAGGAGGACGCAAGCUGCUGUCCAGUCUAACACUGCCUAACUGUGAGGUUCCCAUGGCAACGUUGAGCCCAUCCAAAGUGACAUUAAUGGAGGGGGAGAGAGUGGACCUGUCCUGUAUGACCUCGGGGGUGCCGUCACCUGAGCUGAUAUGGAACAUGGCAUUGCUCUCCAACUAUGAGAUCGAGACGUCGGGCCAGAUUUCAGUGCUGCGGCUCUCAAACCUGUCGUCGCUGGACCACAACAGCAAGAUCAGCUGCACGGCUGAGAACAUUGUUGGAGAGAAAGAGUCCUCGCUGCUGCUGGAUAUACUUUUUCCUCCCAAAAUCACUAAACUGAGCGAUGCAAUCCCAGACCAUCACUGGUGCAUCCCCUUCAGUGUGUCAGGAAACCCAGAGCCGCACCUGCAGUGGUUUCUGGAUGGUAAAGCGGUGAUGGAGGGAGUGUACAUCAUGACCAUGAUCCAUGACAUCACAGAGAGAGAGUACCACGGCUGCCUGCAGCUGGACAGCCCCACACACCUCAACAAUGGCCGCUACACGCUUCUGGCCGAAAACAAAUUCGGGACGGACCAAAAGGAGGUGGAGGCUCACUUCAUGCGCAAGCCCUGGGAUGGUGAGAAGGAGCCUUACUAUUAUGAUCCAACCACAGAGGGCCCACCUGUAGACCCACCUGAAGACAGAGUCGCUGUGUAUGUGGUGGUGGGCAUCGCAGCUGUCGCCUUUACCGGUUUCCUUCUAAUGUUGGUUAUUCUCAAGUUUGGAGGAAACUCCAAAUUUGGCAUCAAAGGACCAUCUUCAGUGAUCAGCAACGACGAUGACUCUGCCUCUCCUCUUCAUCACGUCUCCAACGGCAGCAACACCCCUUCCUCCUCAGAGAUGGGCCCUGACGCGGUAAUCAUAGGCAUGACCAAGAUCCCCGUGAUAGAGAACCCUCAGUACUUCAGGAGCACAAACAGCCUCCUGAAAACCGACACGUUCGUCCAGCAUAUUAAGAGGCACAACAUCGUGCUGAAGAGAGAGCUGGGGGAGGGAGCCUUCGGAAAAGUCUUCCUGGCCGAGUGUUACAACCUCUCACCUGACCAGGAGAAGAUACUGGUGGCUGUCAAGACGCUCAAAGAGGCCAGUGAAAAUGCCAGGAAGGAUUUCCAUCGCGAGGCCGAGCUGCUGACCAACCUUCAACAUGAACACAUUGUCACUUUCUAUGGAGUCUGCGUGGAGAGCGACCCUCUCAUCAUGGUGUUUGAGUACAUGAAACACGGAGACCUCAACAAGUUCCUCAGGGCUCACGGUCCAGAUGCAGUUCUGAUGGCGGAGGGCCAGACCACCAGACCCGUGGAGCUGACCCAGUCUCAGAUGCUGCACAUCGCCCAGCAGAUAGCAUCUGGCAUGGUCUACCUGGCAUCACAGCACUUUGUGCACCGCGACCUGGCCACCAGGAACUGCCUGGUGGGUGAGAACCUGCUGGUAAAGAUCGGAGACUUUGGCAUGUCCAGAGACGUCUACAGCACUGACUACUACAGGGUAGGUGUCGGAGGUCACACCAUGCUGCCAAUCCGUUGGAUGCCCCCUGAAAGCAUCAUGUACAGAAAGUUCACCACAGAGAGUGAUGUUUGGAGUCUAGGAGUCGUCCUCUGGGAGAUCUUCACCUAUGGAAAACAGCCUUGGUACCAGCUCUCCAAUAAUGAGGUGAUAGAGUGUAUAACCCAGGGCAGGGUGCUGCAGCGCCCCAGGACCUGUCCUAAAGAAGUAUACGACCUGAUGCUGGGCUGCUGGCAGAGAGAGCCGCACAUGAGACUCAACAUCAAAGAAAUCCACGGUCUGCUCCUCAAUCUGGCCAAGGCCUCACCUGUAUACCUGGAUAUACUGGGCUGA
Molecule: messenger RNA, 2454 nt
Organism: Chelmon rostratus (copperband butterflyfish)
Lineage: Eukaryota; Metazoa; Chordata; Actinopteri; Chaetodontiformes; Chaetodontidae
Gene: ntrk2a
Product: neurotrophic tyrosine kinase, receptor, type 2a
Exons: 20
Coding region: 1-2454 (817 amino acids)
Biological process (GO): multicellular organism development; protein phosphorylation; trans-synaptic signaling by neuropeptide, modulating synaptic transmission
Cellular component (GO): axon; signaling receptor complex; plasma membrane
Molecular function (GO): brain-derived neurotrophic factor binding; ATP binding; brain-derived neurotrophic factor receptor activity
Source: RefSeq, a predicted model, not a curated record